This is a messenger RNA of Purpureocillium takamizusanense, 1629 nucleotides long. RefSeq lists its product as uncharacterized. The transcript is spliced from 3 exons. Lineage: Eukaryota; Fungi; Ascomycota; Sordariomycetes; Hypocreales; Ophiocordycipitaceae. Gene Ontology annotation, biological process: calcium ion transmembrane transport; intracellular calcium ion homeostasis. The coding region runs from base 1 to 1629 and encodes 542 amino acids. Gene Ontology annotation, molecular function: calcium:proton antiporter activity. Gene Ontology annotation, cellular component: fungal-type vacuole membrane. The record is from RefSeq and is a predicted model, not a curated record.
AUGGGUUUCUUUCUUGGCGGCUUGCGCUACCGGGAACAGAUUUACAAUAGCACUGUCACACAGAUGAGCGCCUGUCUGCUCAGUCUGAGUGUCAUCAGUCUCGUGUUGCCCACAGCUUUUCACGCAUCUUUCAACGACCCAGCUCUGGCCGACAGGCAGUCGCUCAAGAUUAGCCGUGGUACCAGCGUGAUCCUUCUCCUGGUGUACGGCAUAUAUCUCUUAUUCCAGCUCAAGUCCCAUGCGUACAUGUAUGAGUCGACGCCUCAGCAUAUUGUCGAUGCCGAGGCAAUUCCAGGGCCCGCCGCCUCGUGGCUGGAUACCUCCAGCUCUGAAUCGAGCUCCGAUUCAAGCUCCGAUUCGGACUCUUCAGGUCGCUCGAGGGACACGAUGCGCAGAAAGGUGAAAAAGGUCCUUCGUGGGGGACGCCGGAGAAAGUCUUCUGUCACCUCCAUCGAUACUAUCGACACGAACGGCAAGCGCAACGGCUCCCUUGGAAAUUCAAACGCCAGUCCCAACGAGGAACUGACUUCGGAGGCAUCUUCCUCUCGUCCGGGAUUCUCGCAACAGAUCUCGUUUACCGACACGAACGCGGAGGUUGCCGUCGACGACGAGAAGCCGCACAAACGCAGCAAGAAGCAUCGCCUUCGCCGCCACAGACGCAAACACCGGAAGAACGACGAAGCAGGCGAUCUCGAACCAACCAUUAGCGAGGGUCCUGAGAACAAAGCUCUGGAUCUCGAUGAUGGCGAGCCGAGGCGCGUCGACUUUGCUGUCCAGGGUGAGGCUUCCGUCGCCGCCGCCGCUUCGACGGAGGCGGGUGCAGAUGCAUCCGGACCUGCCAAACGACCGUUUCCCACCCUUCGCGGAAUGUCCGUCAAGAACCUGGCACCAACAGUCUUUGCGCAAAAGUCGGAGACGACGGGUGGACUCCCGACGGUUACUCCGUCUGGCCCGGUCCCCCGUGUCCGCUACGGCAUCAGACGCACAAAUUCUCUUCCGGACAGGCUUCACGAUCAGUAUCAGAUCCGAGCCCCUGGCGCAAUGUUGCCCCCGCGUGUUCCCCUCGCGGCACUUGCGGGCCUCACGGGUUACGUUGGCGGCGCGGGCGGCGCACCGGUCAAGGACGAUGACGAUGAGCAUCUUUCUCGACCGGCGUCGGUCAUCCUGCUCCUGCUGACAACGGGACUGGUGGCAGUCUGCGCUGAAUUCCUGGUCGGGUCUAUUGAAGAAGUAACCAAGUCGUCGACGAUUGGCGAGAUCUUCAUCGGUCUCAUUAUCCUGCCCAUUGUGGGCAACGCGGCGGAGCACGUUACGGCGAUCACGGUUGCUAUGAAGAACAAGAUGGAUCUGGCCAUUGGCGUUGCAGUUGGCAGCUCGAUUCAGAUUGCAAUCUUUGUAACGCCCCUCAUCAUCAUCCUGGGAUGGAUCACGCACCACGACAUCUCGUUGUAUUUUACACUCUUUGAGACGGUCAGCCUGUUUGUGUCGGCAUUCAUGGUCAACUUUUUGGUAUUGGACGGUCGCAGCAACUACCUGGAGGGCGCGUUAUUGUGCGCCGUCUACAUCAUUAUCGCCAUUGUUGCCUUUUUCUAUCCGGACGGCAACCAGGCCAGCCAGUGGGGAGACUAG